Salvia miltiorrhiza (redroot sage) is the source of this 1932-nucleotide messenger RNA. RefSeq lists its product as uncharacterized. Gene Ontology annotation, cellular component: mitotic spindle; microtubule organizing center; MWP complex. The transcript has 6 exons. Gene Ontology annotation, molecular function: protein binding. NCBI's taxonomy places the organism in Eukaryota, Viridiplantae, Streptophyta, Magnoliopsida, Lamiales, Lamiaceae. The coding region runs from base 367 to 1746 and encodes 459 amino acids. The record is from RefSeq and is a predicted model, not a curated record. Gene Ontology annotation, biological process: mitotic sister chromatid segregation; protein localization to mitotic spindle pole body; microtubule anchoring at mitotic spindle pole body.
GGGGGAAUAUUAGUUUUUGGAGCUGAAAUAGUCGACAGACGAGCACAAAUUUAAAUACUUUGAGUCGAUUAAAUAUUUCCAAAACUGUGGGUUUUGCAGCUGCUCGAGUUCACUCUUGUUGGGAACAUUUCGACCGUGUCAGAAAGCAUCAACGGAGUUUCUCCUGCAAUUUGUUGACUGCACUUUCUCAAAUUUGAAUCUCUCCAAACUAUUUCACCUCCCCUUUCAAUUCUACCCUUCCACACUCCACAGAUCUCGCAAACCAAUAUACAGAUCCAUUCGCUCCCUCAAUUUACGAUGCUCUACAAUGCAGAUUAGCUGAACCCUUUUUUUCUUUCAUUAAAUAUAUAUAUUCUGGGUUGUACAAUGGAGUUCACCGAAACGUUUAAACAGACGGGUCCCUGCGCUUUUUCGCCUGACGCUAGAUUUCUAGCUGUCGCGGUGGAUUAUCGCUUAGUCAUCCGCGAUGUUCACACACUCAAGGUGGUACAAUUGUUCUCAUGCUUGGACAAAAUAACAUACAUAGAAUGGGCCCUCGAUUCUGAGUACAUACUCUGUGGUCUAUAUAAGAGGCCUAUGCUACAAGCAUGGUCUUUGGCGCAGCCGGAAUGGACAUGCAAAAUUGAUGAGGGUCAUGCUGGUAUCUCCUAUGCAAGGUGGAGCCCUGAUAGUCGCCACAUACUAACAACUUCUGAGUUUCAGCUGCGGUUAACUGUAUGGUCAUUGCUGAACACUGCAUGCAUACAUUUGCAAUGGCCAAAGCAUGGUUCUAAGGGAGUGUCAUUUACUAAAGAUGGCAAGUUUGCAGCAAUAUGCACUAGGCGUGAUUGUAAAGACUAUGUUAAUCUUCUUUCUUGUCAUGCAUGGGAGAUUAUGGGCGUUUUUGCUGUAGACACAUUGGAUUUGGUUGAUAUUCAGUGGUCACCUGAUGAUAGCGCGAUAGUCAUAUGGGAUUCCAUUCUUGAAUACAAGGUUCUGAUAUAUUCUCCUGAUGGCCGGUGUCUGGCUAAGUAUCAAGCAUAUGAAAGUGGUUUAGGAGUAAAAAGUAUUUCUUGGUCACCCUGUAGUCAAUUCUUAGCUGUGGGGAGCUAUGACCAAAUGAUACGGGUUUUAAAUCACUUGACAUGGAAAGUGUUUGCAGAAUUUACACAUCUAUCUAAUGUCCGUGGUCCUUGUGCUGCUGCUGUUUUCAAGGAGGUAGAUGAGCCCUUGCUACUUGACAUGUCAGAAUUGUCACUGAGUGAUGAAUUUAUUCAAAGAAAUGCAGAUAAUGCUGUUGAGACAUGCAUUCAAGUUAGAUAUGAUGUUUUGGAGGUGCCAGUUACCCUUCCUACACAGAAGCCUCCUGCGGAUAAACCAAACCCCAAACAAGGGAUUGGCCUCAUGUCAUGGAGCAGUGACAGCCAAUUUAUGUGUACCCGCAACGACAGCAUGCCGACAGUCGUCUGGGUAUGGGACGUGCAACGUCUAGAACUUGCAGCCAUCUUGAUACAAAAAGAUCCUGUACGAGCUGCAGCUUGGGAUCCCACAUGUCCUCGUCUAGUUAUAUGCACUGGAAGUUCUAAUUUAUACAUGUGGACGCCUUCAGGUGCUUAUUGCAUCAACGUACCGUUUCUUCAAUUCUCUGUCCUUGACUUGAAAUGGAAUUCCGAUGGGAGCUGUCUUCUUCUCAAAGACAAGGAUUCAUUCUGUUGUGCUGCUGUGCCUCUCUUGCAAGAAUCCAGUGAUUACAGUUCCGACGAUUGAUGUAUGACUCAGGUUGCUCCUUGCAACCUUACUGCAUCAUUUGCAACAAAGACGUGAAAGGUGUUCUAGGAUGUAGUUUAGGAAUCCUAAUUGAGAAUGUAAUUUGACUUGACACAGAAACAGUCUUAACACUGUGUAUAUCACUUGGCUUAAUUUAUUUGCGUGAUGGGACGUUGAUUCAUAGUA